AUGGCACACUAAUUUAACAGUUAACAUUGUGACAUCUCAGUCAUAUUUCCUUGGAUUUUACUGAUUACUUUCAUAUUUUCGUGCGUCGAGACAACUUAUGUGUAGUACUGAACGGAAGGAUCCUUCUUUGAAGUUCGUAACAACGCGGCCGGGAUACAAACUUUGUGCAAAACACAUCUAGCCUCACUCAGUUGUAAUAAGCAGGUGAUUACGCGUGUGUUUAUCAAGUUUGCUGUUCGAACUCGCCGUGCCUGUGUGCCAAAGCAAGGUCCUGAGUCACUGGAGCGGUGCUUCUCCGCGGGAAAAAGGUCUGAGUAUUCAGAUAUGUUAGACGGUAUCAAAAUCGAAGAUCACCCGCUGCGUACGGGACAAGCUACUCUUGGAGUUAUGCUUGGGACGGAGUGCCAUCACCAGGCGGUUUGUGAGGGGUGCCAGCGUCCCAUAUCUGAUCGCUUUCUGAUGCGCGUCAACGAGUCCUCGUGGCACGAAGAGUGUUUGCAAUGUGCAGUGUGUCAACAACCGCUCACCACCAGCUGCUACUUCCGGGAGAGAAAGCUGUACUGCAAGCACGACUACCAACAACUGUUUGCCACUAAAUGCAGUGGUUGCCUGGAGAAAAUCGCGCCCACGGAGUUUGUGAUGCGGGCACUGGAGUGCGUCUACCACCUCAGCUGCUUCUGCUGCUGUGUGUGUGACCGGCAGCUACGUAAGGGCGACGAGUUCGUGCUGAAGGAUGGCCAACUGCUCUGUAAGAGUGACUACGAGAAGGAGAAGGACCUGCUAGGCUCCGUCAGCCCAGACGACUCCGACUCGGAGAAGAGCGAGGACGAGGAACUGGAUAUCAAGCCAGAGAAGGGCUCUGGCGGCCCGGGUAAGGGGGAUGAUGGGAAAGACCCUCGGAGACCCAAACGGCCACGCACCAUCCUUACCACGCAGCAGAGGCGUGCCUUCAAGGCCUCAUUUGAGGUGUCCUCCAAGCCCUGUCGGAAGGUACGAGAGACCCUGGCUGCUGAGACAGGCCUAAGUGUACGUGUCGUUCAAGUGUGGUUCCAGAACCAGAGAGCUAAGAUGAAAAAGUUGGCACGAAGACAGCAGCAGCAACAGGAGCAGCAGAACUCACAAAGGCUGGGCCAAGAGGUGAUGUCCAAUAGGAUGGAAAGCAUGAUGAACUCCUAUACACCAUUGGCCCCUGCCCAGCAGCAGAUGGUUGCCAUGGAGAACGGUUACACAGCCGAUGCCUUCCAGCAGGGCCUCACUCCUCCUCAGAUGCCCGGCGACCACAUGAACCCAUAUGGAAAUGACUCCAUAUUCCAUGAUAUCGACAGCGACACCUCUUUGACCAGCCUCAGUGACUGCUUCAUGGCCUCUUCUGAAGCAGGAUCCCUGCAGGCACGAGUGGGAAACCCCAUCGACCGACUCUACUCCAUGCAGAACUCAUAUUUUGCUUCGUGAAAACUGAUGUUUACAGGGAUGAGCAAAUGUGGGUUCAUUCGUUGCAACUCCCUGCUCUUUCCCUGCAACUCCUUUCACUACAUGCCUCAGAACCAAGAACUCCCAGCAAAGCUUAAGAAAAGACCUCUUCCAUGGACAAAAGGCCAAAAAAUGGGGCCACAAAUCUAGAAAGCAUAGAACUUGAAGACAAGUGGUCCUUGUUACUCAGUAGUGAAACACAGCUCAGGACAUGGUUUUCUGAAGCUGACAGACUUUUUCUAUGUCUUCUGUAGAUUGUUUGUACAUGACUUUUGUCGAAGUAGCACUCAACACUUCGAUAUUCACUUAUGGAAAAAAGUAUUGAUGUAUAGUUCAAAGCCACUGAAGCCACAAACCUCAGUCCACAGCAUCUUGCCAAGGAAGGCUGAAGAUCAAGACACAAAGCUCCCAAUGCAUGAACCCAUAUUCUUUGUGAACAUGACAUUGAAAAAGAAAAUCUUUAGAAAAUAGAUCUUGUGUUGUUGAGAUGUUUAAAUGUGAUGUUUGGACUCUCAUAAUUUCUCUUUUCAUUAGGUUCAGCAUUGCAUUUUUAUCACUUUAAUAGGUUUAGCUUUGAAAGUGGAUUUAGAAAUGCUAGCAGGAGGCGGAAUGUAUAGUUAAAGUGUAUUUGUGUGUAUGUGUGUGAGAAAGAGAGGAAGAGUGUGUGUAUGGCCGAGGGAAAACGUGAGUACGUAUGAGUGGUGGGGGGGGGGGGGGUAGCCAC
Messenger RNA from Electrophorus electricus (electric eel), 2194 nucleotides. RefSeq names its product LIM homeobox transcription factor 1, beta b (gene lmx1bb). Gene Ontology annotation, biological process: regulation of transcription by RNA polymerase II; neuron differentiation. Gene Ontology annotation, molecular function: RNA polymerase II transcription regulatory region sequence-specific DNA binding; DNA-binding transcription factor activity, RNA polymerase II-specific. Gene Ontology annotation, cellular component: nucleus. The record is from RefSeq and is a predicted model, not a curated record. NCBI's taxonomy places the organism in Eukaryota, Metazoa, Chordata, Actinopteri, Gymnotiformes, Gymnotidae.